GAGAGGGCAGGGGCCUGAUUGCCCCGAGACCCACACCACGAUUCGGCCAUAUCCCUUGCUUCGCCGCCGUGGCCGCGCGGCGCGGCGCGGCGCUUAUUUCUUCACCUUCGCGAGCAGCAGCAGUAGCUGGUAGUAGAACAACAAACCAACGAGCAAGACUGCAAGCCGACAGACAAGCAGAGCAACGGAGCAGAGCAAGCAAGCGAGAUGGGUUCCGUCCUGUCGAGCGUGCUUGGGUCGUCGCCGUCGGAGCCGUCCGCCGAGGCCGACGACCUGGACUCGCGCGUGGUUUCCCUCCACAAGAAGGCCUACUAGGACUUGCAUAUGGCGGGACUCAAGGAGAACGCCCAGGCCAAGCUGGCAGUGAUCUACUUCUCGGCGUCGUGGUGCGGGCCCUGCCGCUUCAUCGAGCCGGCCUUGAAGCAGAUGGCCUCCACGUUCGCCGACGUCGAGUUCAUCAAGAUCGACGUCGACGAGCUCGCGGAGGUCGCAGGGGAGUGGAAGGUAGAGGCGAUGCCGACAUUCAUACUAGUCAAGCGUGGGAAGGAGGUGAGCCGUGUGGUUGGGGCGAACAAGGGCGAGCUGGAGAGGAAUGUCGAAAAGCAAAGAUUGUUGAUUAGCGCUUGAGGCAAUGACACAGCUUGUGAGAUCGUGUUAGUCUGCCUGUGAUAAACGUCCCUGGGUUAAUAAAGUUUCUGAAACUUGGAUGUGGAUGUGUCAGUGUGCCUGUUCGGUUUACUCGAGAUGAAUUAUAUCAGUUUGCUGCGUGGGUUUCAGAAUUGGGACAGAGCUGGAGGUGAUGAUGUUGUGCUGGUAGUUUCUGCUUGGCGAAACACCAGGGUUUAUGCUUUUGGCGUGUUUCGAACAGGUUUCGUUGAUGAAUUUCAGCUUCGCAUGUAAAUUUUCCCGUGUUUAUGCAA
This is a messenger RNA of Setaria italica (foxtail millet), 920 nucleotides long. Its product is annotated as thioredoxin H2-2. The transcript is spliced from 3 exons. The coding region runs from base 325 to 627 and encodes 100 amino acids. NCBI's taxonomy places the organism in Eukaryota, Viridiplantae, Streptophyta, Magnoliopsida, Poales, Poaceae. Gene Ontology annotation, molecular function: protein-disulfide reductase activity. The record is from RefSeq and is a predicted model, not a curated record.